CUUAGACCUUGCUGGCUCAAGAUAGCUCUUCUAGGGUCCUUGUAAAUGUCAUUUGUUAUCCUGUGGGAAGGGGAGGCACCAAGAGCCUGAGGCUAGGAGCUUAGGGUGAACAGGCUGAAGGGCAAGGGUAGGAAACUGCUCCCUUGCUUCUGGAGGUGGGUGCUUUUUGCUGGGUAUCAAUGGACCCCAUCUCUUCCUCUCCAGGGCAGAUGAGAGCAGACUUAACUAAUGCAGUUUCUUUGCACUACACCGCAAUGUCUCUUGGUACCCAGGGAGAGUUGGGCAGAGGAAGUGCUGUAGGUUUAUGACCAAGUACCCCCAUGUCCUUUCCUGCUAAAGCUGGAAGGUCUGUAGGUUUCAGAUUCUCUAUCAAGUGCGAUACAUCUGAGAUGAGGAAUUGGUGUCAUCUCUAUGGACACUUUGAUCCCAGCAUAUAGUGAAAGGGAGGCUUGGAAAGAACGAGGGUCUCUGAAGGUGCCAAAAGGUAUCUUCACUGUGAGACAAGAUGGUGGAGUCAUUUCUAGCCGUUGGUAACACAAUAUCCUGUUCCUCCAAGACACUUGCCUUGUGGAGGUGCAGCUCUGGGCCUUUGCCAUCAGCAUGCCCACCCUGAGACCUGCCUCUUUCCCCAGAGCUUGACCUGUUUCAGGCAUUGGAAGGAGGAAGUAAGAAGGCAGCCAGGCUAGAGUCAUCUAGAAUUGGACCUGGAGGAGGGAGGAGCAUUUGCUUACCUGAGAGUGCUAGCCUCUCCCCUUGUUUGCUCUGAGAUAGCCAGGCUAGCUCCUGCCCAGCACGCGAGGCUGCCCUUUGGGCACUCCCUUCCCUUCCUUAGACUCAGAUACCCACUCAGACCAACACACAGAGCCAGGUGGCCAUGGCCUGGCUCCCCAGGUCUUUCCUCUGUGGGACCCUGCUGGGGCUCCUGUGCCUGACUGCCCCAGGGCUGGCCGUGGAAGUGAAGGUACCCACUGAGCCCCUGAGCAUGCCAGUGGGCAACACCGCAGAGCUGAUCUGCAGCUAUAGCACAUCUGUGGGAAGCAACUUUGCCCUGGAGUGGAGCUUUGUGCAGCCCGGGAAGCCCAUCUCUGCAUCGAAGCCCAUCCUGUACUUCACCAAUGGCCACCUGUAUCCCACGGGUUCUAAGGCAGAGCGGGCCAGCCUGCUCCAAAAUCCACCCACAGGAGGGGUGGCCACCCUGAAACUGUCGGAUGUCCGCCCCUCGGAUACUGGAACCUAUCUCUGUCAUGUUAACAACCCGCCAGAUUUCUACACCAAUGGUCUGGGACUGAUCAACCUUACGGUGCUGGUGCCCCCCAGCCGCCCCUCAUGCAGUCAGAGUGGGUCAGCCUUUGUGGGAGGCUCCGCAGCACUGAGAUGCAGCUCUGCCCAGGGAGCUCCCAAGCCAGUGUACACCUGGGCUCGCCUUGGAUCCUUCCCUACGCCUUCUCCUGGCAGCGUGGUUCAAGAUGAAGUGUCUGGCCAGCUCAUUCUCACCAAUCUCUCCCUGACCUCCUCGGGCACCUACCGAUGUGUGGCCACCAACCAAAUGGGCACUGCAUCCUGUGAGCUGACCCUCUCUGUAAUCGGUUCCAGAAAGAGAGGAAGAAGACCCCCAAGGAGAUGUAUGGGGGUAGUGACCUGCGUACGGGGCCCAGCAGGGGCACGGACCUCCAGUCCCCCAGAACCCGGGCCCCGCCCCAGUCACUGAGCUGAAGCGAGCCCGUGUCAGGCUUCUCUUCGGAGGAAAGCUGGGAAACUAGAACCCACCCAUCCAGCCCGCCAGCCGGCCU
Octodon degus (degu) is the source of this 1790-nucleotide messenger RNA. It is a transcript of the gene Vsig2, whose product is annotated as V-set and immunoglobulin domain containing 2. The record is from RefSeq and is a predicted model, not a curated record. The transcript is spliced from 8 exons. The coding region runs from base 875 to 1708 and encodes 277 amino acids. NCBI's taxonomy places the organism in Eukaryota, Metazoa, Chordata, Mammalia, Rodentia, Octodontidae.